AAAAUUUGAAAAAUAGCCAUUCUUGAACACGAAAAUAUGGAAAAGUUCCCGUUCCAUUCGCGGCGAUCGCCGGUGAUUUGCUUGCAUGGUGUAGCUGCAAGCUCAAAUGCCCUAGUUUCGGAAAUUGGGACACGAAUUUUACAUUCCGGAGGCAAUGCAGUCGAUGCAUGUGUGGCCAUGGCUGCGGCUUUGAAUGUCACUGAACCUUGUAGCACUGGAAUAGGAGGAGAUUGCUUCUGUUUGUUUUACGAAGCGCAGAGCAAGAAAGUCCGGGGCUUAAAUGGAAGUGGUAGAUCUGGUGCAGCAUUUACACUGGAUAUGUUGGCAAAGGAUGGUGUAACAGCUGAAACAGGGAUGCCCCCCAUAUCUGCACACACUGUAACGGUACCCGGGGCAGCUGCAGGUUGGGUGGAUUCCGUGGAAAACUUUGGUAGUGGAAAGUUAUCCUUGAAAGAGAUUCUCCAACCAGCGAUAACUCUGGCCGAAGAAGGGUUUCCAGUGUCACCCAUCACCGCAGAGUUCUGGUCACAAGGUGUUCAAUCAUUCUUUGCACACAAAAAGAAUCCAGACAGCAGCAGUUUCUUAAUCAAUGGCAGAUCCCCAAGCGCUGGUGAAGUGAUGAAAAUACCUCAUUUAGCUAACACCUUCAAGACGCUUGCAGAGAUCGGCAAAGAUGGUUUCUACAAAGGCUGUGUCGCUCAAUCCAUCGUGGACAUUGUCAAUGAAAAUGGUGGCAGAUUAACAUUGGAGGACUUGGGGAAUCACUCCAGUACAUUUUGCGAUCCAAUCUCCACAACGUACGAAGGAAUUCGUGUCUGGGAAAUUCCGCCAAACAGCCAAGGAAUAACUGUUUUACUUGCUCUAAAUAUUUUGAAAACAUUUCCCAUAAAAGAGCUGAAACACAACUCGUCAGAGUACAUUCAACUCGUGUCAGAGGCGUUGCGACUGGCGUUUGCCGAUUCGUUUAAAUAUUGCGCAGAUCCCGAGCACUCUGAAUUGCCAGUUGAUCAGUUGUUGAGCGAAGAAUAUGGCAGGAAACGAGCGAGCCUUAUUGAAAAAGAAAAGUGUGUAAAAAUCCAUUCUCCUGGCACUUUCUAUUCUGGUUCGGACACAGUGUAUUUCACUGUGGCGGACAACGAAGGCAAUGCAUGUUCGUUUAUAAACAGCAAUUUCUGUGGCUUUGGGACGGGGCUUGUUCCUUGUGGCUGCGGAUUCACGUUACAAAAUCGUGGCCUAAACUUCUCGCUGGAACGAGGCCAUGCAAAUUGUGCCGGCCCAAAUAAACGACCAUAUCACACGAUCAUACCAGGUCUGGCAACGUACCAUGAAACUGGUGAAUUGUAUGCAAGUUUUGGCGUCAUGGGUGGUUUUAUGCAACCACAGGGUCAUGUUCAGAUAUUGCUAAACAUGAUCCACUAUGGUAUGGAUCCACAAGAAGCAUUGGACAAACCUCGUUUUCAAGUAAAUGUUUCAAACACUGACCACACUGUUGGCAACACCAUACUGCUUGAGCAGGGGAUAUCAAGGCAUGUUGCUGAGGAUUUGAGGAGGAUGGGGUACAAUGUUGAACAUGACACUACUUUUGCAAUGUUUGGCAGAGGACAAAUUAUUCAGGAGAGAAUGAGCAAAGGCAAGGAUGAGGGUAAGGUGCGUGUGUAUUGGGCUGGCUCUGACCCCCGGGCAGAUGGAAUGGCUAUGGGAUUUUAAGGUGCUUUAAAGUCCAAACACAAUUAAACCAGACACUUAACAGAGGAUUUAAUUAUUUUAAAUUAACAAUCAAUGCUAUAAA
Dendronephthya gigantea is the source of this 1789-nucleotide messenger RNA. Its product is annotated as glutathione hydrolase-like YwrD proenzyme. Gene Ontology annotation, molecular function: glutathione gamma-glutamate hydrolase. Gene Ontology annotation, biological process: glutathione catabolic process. The transcript has 8 exons. Lineage: Eukaryota; Metazoa; Cnidaria; Anthozoa; Malacalcyonacea; Nephtheidae. Bases 37 to 1707 code for a protein of 556 amino acids. The record is from RefSeq and is a predicted model, not a curated record.